UUUUAUAAAAAGUCCAAUAGAAAUAAAUUCUAUAUCAGCUUCACCGAAUUCAUCAGAACCUACAGAAUUUACAAGAAGUCCAAGUCCAACAAGAUUAUUUGGUUCUAGCCCAAUCAUCACUGUUCCAUGGAUGCAAGGGAUACCUUUCAAAAGAGAGCGUAAUAAUUCUACAGAUUCUAGCCUAAAUCCACAAAAUAUGCCGCAAAGACCAGAAAGUCCAGCUUCGGCAGUCCAAGGACCUUCUACGCCCUUGUGGGCAGGAAUAAUUGACCCUAAAAUACUUGAAAGUAUAUCUAAAGAAGAACGUAAACGACAAGAAGCCAUUUAUGAAUUAAUAAGCACAGAGCAAAUAUAUCUUCGUGAUCUUCAAAUAAUAAUUAGCGUGUUUUAUGGUCCUCUUCAAAGUCUCCUUUCCGAACAAGAAUUAUCAAUUCUUUUUUGUAAUAUUCAAGACAUUCUAUUAUGUAAUACUGCCAUUCUUAGCGAUCUGGAGCAACGCCAAGAGGAGGAUUCUUAUUUUGUUAGUAAAGUUGGCGAUAUUUUACUCAAACAUUCUGAAGAUUUAACGUUAUAUACGAAAUAUUGUGGUAAUCAACUGAAUGCAAGCAAAUUUUUACAAAAAAAAAGUAGUGUAGAAAAAAAAUUUGCUGAUUUCCUUAAGAAAAGUCAGCAAGAUCCGAAAUGUGGGUCAUUGGAUCUUUCUAGCUUUCUUUUGAAGCCUUUACAACGAAUUACUAGAUAUCCCCUAUUAAUACGUCAGAUAUUGCAUUAUACAAGCAAAGACAAUAACGACCAUCAAAAUAUGAUGCAGGCCCUUCAUAAAGCCGAAAAAAUCUUGGAAGAAACAAACGAGGCAGCACGUGAACAAGAAAACCAGAUGAAAUUGAAAGAGAUAUCAAAUCUUGUGGAAUUAGAAAAUUUAGAAGAGAAACUUGACUUGACUAGUAUGACUCGUCUAGUUGGAAAACGACAAUUUCUUCUUGAAGGAGCGUUAAAGAAAGCUAAAAGUGGACGCAAUUUAAUUGGCUACCUUUUUAAUGAUAUAUUACUUCUUUGUCAUGCGAACAAAAAAGCAACUGCCAAAGGACACAAAUAUUCGUUGUACAAGCCGCCAAUACCUUUGAAUGAAAUAUUUGUAAAAGAUAUUGGACCAGAUGAAACAUGUUUUCAAGUGGUUCAUAUUGAAGAUGUUAUAAACCUUCGAGCAAGUAAUGUGUCUGUAAAACGACAGUGGGUUAAUCAACUUGAAACAGCGAGUGGAUAUUGUUUAGCAAUGGAAAGGAAGAAUCAAAAAGGAGAAAGCUCCUCCUCACCCAUGUAUAAUGACCACAUUAGUGGCACACUCAGGGUUUUAGUGUACGAUGGUGCGGUUCCAUUUGAAAAUGAAAAUUUUAAUCUAAAUGCAUAUUGCCAGGUGCAAUUGAGUAGACAAGUCUUUAAAACAAAAAUUGUUAAAGGUACUCCAUUUCCGCACUGGAAUCAGCAUUUGAUGUUUUCCGUAAUAACACUAGAGGAUACAUUAAAAGUCUCAUUAUUUAAUUUUGAUAAUAAGUACACAACGGAUGAAUAUUUGGGACAAGCAGAAAUUGGUCUACAUUUCCUAUCAUAUUAUGGAGAUAAUGAGACCGAUAAAAUUACAUUAAAAUUAAAGGAUGUACCGCCAGGCAGAACCUCUGGAUCUGUGUCGAUGUUCCUAAGUUAUAAAGCAACCAACUAA
This is a messenger RNA of Dentiscutata heterogama, 1717 nucleotides long. The record is from the annotation of a GenBank genome assembly. Lineage: Eukaryota; Fungi; Glomeromycota; Glomeromycetes; Diversisporales; Gigasporaceae.